Molecule: messenger RNA, 8197 nt
Organism: Sarcophilus harrisii (Tasmanian devil)
Lineage: Eukaryota; Metazoa; Chordata; Mammalia; Dasyuromorphia; Dasyuridae
Gene: SFPQ
Product: splicing factor proline and glutamine rich
Exons: 10
Coding region: 123-2219 (698 amino acids)
Biological process (GO): regulation of DNA-templated transcription
Cellular component (GO): nucleus
Molecular function (GO): RNA binding
Source: RefSeq, a predicted model, not a curated record
UAAGCGGAGGACAAAGGCGGCGCGGUGCUUGUGUCCCCCGCCAUUUUGUGAUCAGCAAGGUGGCCUCCACGUUCCCUGAGCGACUUCUCCGCUUUUGCCUCGCCCGCCCGCUGAUCACGGACAUGUCCCGGGACCGGUUCCGGAGUCGCGGGGGCGGCGGCGGCGGCUUCCACCGGCGCGGUGGCGGCGGCGGGCGAGGCGGAGGCCUAAGCCAUGACUUCCGUUCGCCGCCGCCGGGCAUGGGCCUGAGCCAGAAUCGAGGGCCGCUGGGGCCGGGCCCAGUCCAGACCGGACCUAAGCCUUCCAUCCCGCCGCCUCCGGCGCAGGUAUUGGCGCAGCAGCAAGCGCAACAGGCGGCGGCGGCCGCGGCGGCCGCGGCGGCGGCAGCGGCGGCGGCGCAGCAGCAACAGGCGUCGUCCCCGGACCCGCCGAAGCCAGGGCUCCCUCCGGGCAGCAGCCCCGGGCCCACAGUGGGCACCGCCGCGCCGGCUUCCGUUUCCGCGCCGUCCGCGCCGCCCCCGGGCUCGGGGGGGCCUCAGGGCCCAGGCUCGGCGACUUCGCAGGCCUCAUCCGGACCGUCGGCCCCUCCCGGGGGGCCGCAGCAGACCUCUUCGACCCCGGCCUCCGUGUCCUCCGGCUCGAGCGGGGGCCCGCCCCCUCCGCCCCCGGGCUCCUCUGGGCCUAAGCCCGGUCCGAGCCCCGGCGGGCCCAAAGGCAAGAUGCCCGGAGGGCCCAAGCCUGGCGGGCCGGGCCUCACUCCUCCCGGAGGACAUCCGAAGCCGCCUCACCGGGGCGGCGGGGAGCCCCGCGGGGGCCGGCAGCACCACCCGCCGUACCACCAGCAGCAGCAGCAGCCGCCUCCCCAUCACCAGGGCCCCUCGCCCGGCGGACCCGCGGGCCGCAGUGAAGAGAAGAUCUCGGACUCGGAGGGUUUUAAAGCAAAUUUGUCCCUAUUGAGGAGGCCUGGAGAGAAAACUUACACCCAACGGUGUAGGUUAUUUGUUGGGAAUCUGCCAGCCGAUAUUACGGACGAAGACUUUAAAAGAUUAUUUGCUAAGUAUGGAGAACCUGGUGAAGUCUUUAUCAAUAAGGGGAAAGGAUUUGGAUUCAUCAAACUGGAAUCAAGAGCUUUGGCAGAAAUUGCCAAAGCAGAACUUGAUGAUACACCUAUGAGAGGGCGACAACUUCGUGUUCGUUUUGCCACGCAUGCUGCUGCCCUCUCUGUACGAAAUCUCUCACCCUAUGUUUCCAAUGAAUUAUUGGAAGAAGCAUUCAGCCAAUUUGGACCUAUUGAAAGGGCUGUGGUAAUUGUUGAUGAUCGAGGAAGAUCUACAGGAAAAGGCAUUGUUGAAUUUGCUUCCAAGCCAGCUGCAAGAAAAGCAUUUGAAAGAUGCAGUGAAGGAGUAUUUUUGUUGACAACAACUCCUCGACCAGUCAUUGUGGAACCUCUUGAGCAGUUAGAUGAUGAAGACGGUCUUCCUGAAAAGCUUGCCCAGAAGAAUCCAAUGUAUCAAAAGGAGAGAGAGAACCCUCCACGUUUUGCUCAGCAUGGCACCUUUGAGUUUGAAUAUUCCCAGAGAUGGAAGUCUUUGGAUGAGAUGGAAAAGCAGCAAAGGGAACAAGUGGAGAAAAACAUGAAAGAUGCGAAAGACAAACUGGAAAGUGAAAUGGAAGAUGCAUAUCAUGAACAUCAGGCAAAUCUUUUACGCCAGGAUCUAAUGAGGCGUCAAGAAGAACUGAGAAGGAUGGAGGAACUUCACAAUCAAGAAAUGCAGAAACGCAAAGAAAUACAGUUAAGGCAAGAGGAAGAGCGGCGUAGAAGAGAAGAAGAAAUGAUGAUUCGGCAGCGUGAGAUGGAAGAGCAAAUGAGACGCCAAAGAGAAGAAAGUUAUAGUCGGAUGGGAUACAUGGAUCCUCGUGAGAGAGAGAUAAGAAUGGGUGCAGGAACAAUGAACAUGGGAGAUCCCUAUGGCUCAGGAAGCCAGAAAUUUCCACCUUUAGGUGGUGGUGGCAUAGGUUAUGAGGCCAGCCCUGGAGUUCCACCAACAGCCCUGAGUGGUUCCAUGAUGGGAAGUGACAUGCGUACUGAGCGCUUUGGGCAGGGAGGAGCUGGGCCUGUGGGUGGGCAGGGCCCUAGAGGAAUGGGACCUGGAACUCCAGCAGGAUAUGGUAGAGGGAGAGAAGAGUAUGAAGGCCCAAACAAAAAGCCCCGAUUUUAGAUGUGAUAUCUAGGCUUUCAUUCCAGUUUGUUUUUUGUCUUUUCUUGUUUAGACACCGAUCUUUUUAAUUCUUGCAUUUUAGUAAGAAAGCUACAUUUUUAUGGAUGUUAGAAAUUUAUUGACCUAAUAUUUGUAAAUGGUCUGUUUGGGCGAGUAAAAUUAUGUAAUGCAGUGUUUCAAAAAAGGGAGAAAAUCUAGCUUUUUUUUGAUGUAUAACGUCCCUAAAGUUAUGGCAGUGUACCUUGUGCCACUGAAUUCCCAAAGUGUACCAAUUUUUUUUACUGUGCUUCAAAUAAAUAGAAAAAACUAGCUAUAAAUUUGAUCUUUAAUUUUGCCAUUCAUGCUUCCAUCAUUAGGUCAGGGAAUACACCUCGCAAGCUUAAGACUCUUUGGCCUUUGAAAGGUACUUUUCAUUUGUGGGAAGAUAUAUUUAGAAGCAGUUCUUUCCACAAAUGAUUCUAGUUUUAAAGAAGUAAUAGCUACUGAAAAGAAUAGUAAUUAUUUGCUUGCUGUCAUUAUACAUUCUACAGCAAUGAGGAUAAGCUAUAUCUUGAGUAUUUUGGAGAUGGUGAUGUAAGUUGAAGCAGAACUGUUAACUAUUCUGCAGGAAUAUGUAUCAAGAUUAUGGAAUGGGUUUUAGAACUGUUGGUGGGGGGAGGAGGGCGGGCCUGGCCGAGUUGGUUUUUUUUUCCUUUUUUUUUUUUUUAAUAGCCCUAUCGAUGACUUUUAUCCUGUGCUUGGUAGUUUUUAAAGUUGGGGAAAAAAAUAGGUCAUUUCACCCCUUCUUUUACCCCAAGACCAAACCCUAAAGAAUGGCUUGUAUUGACUUCUCUUCCAAAUUAAAGAUUGUUAAAUGUGAAGGCUUCAUGCAUUACUUUUAAGUGGCUCUAUAAAUAGGGAAUGUGUGUUCUGCCUGAAAUAGUUAACCUACCAGAGAAAGCUGCAAGGUAGUUGAAUGACCUAAAAGCAGGGAGAACCAUACAAAUUUGUACUCUGUAACUUACAGCUCCUUGUGCUACUUCUGUUGGGCAAAACAGCAUAGGAAUAUUAAAUCUAGAAGCUUCAAUAACUUAUUAGCAGUUCUCCAUUCUGAGAGCUAGUGGUGAUUACAUUUAGGGCUAUAUAAAUUCCAAGUGUACUGAAUUGUAGAUCUGGCAGAUAUCCCUAUAGUUACUAUUUGGUGUAUCAUUAUAAAGUAGCACUAAAUCUGGAGGGCAUAGCUCAUGCUACACAGUACAAAUAUUGCUCCCUUAUAAAGCUUUUGAAGUGUUUCGAUGGUGUUGCCAGUUACUUGUCAACUUCAUUGAAUCCUUCACUCUAGAUUAUCUCAUGAGUAAUAUUAAUGUAGUUGGUUGCCUGUGAGUGUUGGGAGCCUGAUUUCCCAGUGUUAAAAUACAUUCCGCAGAAGUGUGACCAUCCUGGUUUGGCUCUGUUUUUAGUUAUGCAUUUCAAAACUUGUACAUUAAUGUAGCUGUUACUAUGGUAUUCUCCCUCUUCCUCCUCCCCUUUUCCCCUCCUCGGUGUACUAAUUGGCAAAUGUGAAAUUCUAAGCCAAACCUUUGUCAAAAGGCUAAAGCUUAGUUCUGUAGUUAGCCUAUGUAUAAAAGCAGAACUUAAAAUAAUUGGGCAUUUGGGUAAUGGUGAGUAGGGAGUCCCCAAAUGUAAUGACUAGCCAAAGCAAGUCUUGUCAUUAAAAUACUAGUUGUUACUGAGUAUAUGCAAUGUGUUUAAUUGAGGUAGACUCUUUGAUUUUGGCUAUAAUAUUAAAGCUUAUUGUUUCUAUUCACCAAAAGGAAGAGGGCAGUUGACUUUUUCUGCAUAUUAUUAUAUUUAAGUUUAGCCCUGUCAGUGAUACACAAGUUCUUUUGUCUACAUAACUCUUGGCUUGAAAGCAGUCCCAUUAUAACUUGAACUGUAGUAAGGACCCAACUAAUAACCAAAAAAACUAUCCAAAGGGUGUUCAUGGGACACCCAUAGAGGGUGAACUUGAUUGUGUGGGGGUGGGGGGGAUGGCGGGGGAAUUGGGAAGUCUGCCUGUAAAAUUAAUGUUUCAGUUUAUUUUUCAGAUUACAUGCCUUUCUUUAUAAAAGAGAUGCUGGCACAGACCCUAAAAUAAGCUUUAAGUAGUACUGUACCUUUGAAGAGUGGUAAAGAAUGCUAAUGGAUAGCCUGAAAGUUGUGGCUUUUGAUACCCUUAUUUGGGGCAGUAAAAUUGCUAAACGAAGUUUAGCAAAACUAUUCAGUUCAACUGACAUUUGAUUUGUCAUGUUAAUAGCAGUGUUACCAAGUGUUGUAACUGCUCAAAUUGAUUUUCAAAAAGUUCUUUUGAGAUCCUUGUGCUAAACAGGUGUAAGGUAGUCAUAACUUAAUUUGAAUUUAAAUAAUUUUAAAAGGAAGUUUUCUAAAAAUUUGAUCCACAUGGGUUGGGAGAAGGGUGGUGAUUAGCCUAGUCCAUAAUUAUUGGGUUUUGGCAGUUUCUAAGAUAUUAAUAGUCAUUUUGUUAGCCAUUUUUCUCCUUUUAAAAAACCACACCUUUUUCACACACACCCUCCUCCCUCCCAACUCUCUCAUUCCCUUUUCACUUUUCUCCCUUAUUCAUAAUUUUGAUUUGGAUUGGGCUUUAAGAGGACCACUGGUACUUUCUAUGCAGCAUAUUUUUAAGUAUACUUCAAUCCUCCUAAUCUUAAACUGCAUUCCUGUAGUACCCCCAACUCUGGGUAGAUUUAGCAGUUAGGUAGUAAAUAAGCUUAAUGUGUUUGCACACACUGUCCCGUGAAAUUGUAAUCCUCUUUGCUUAGUACAUUAAGCAUCCUUUUUAAACUUGUAGGAACAUAAUCCCACAGCUGCAUAGAUGCAUUAUACCAUUUAACAUAAACAGAUUACAAUUUAUGAGAAAUUGUAACAUUACAUCUGUGAGACUUUAUGUGGCAUUUUAUGGUAGAUUAAAAUCUAGAUUACUUGGCUUCUCCUUGGCAGCCACUUUAUUGUGGCAGAAAGUUUUUCUGGUAUUCUUGGACUGCAAUUGUGCAAGUAGUGGCCUGCUACAUAACUGCAUUUAGCCAGCAUUUCUGCAGUGCGUAACUGUGAGGAACGUAGUACCGCAAAUGGCAAUGGACAUUAGGACCCGGAUGUAGUAUUCCUGCUUGCUCCAAGAUUCUCAUUGCCGACUGCAUACAGGUAGGUAACAAGCAAUAUAAUCUAACUUGGUGACUUGCUAUGUACUUUUAUUCUGUGGGCAUUCUGACAUCACACUUCUGAUAAUGAAAUUACAGUGCAGCACCCAACACUUGUAUGUUGAAGUUAGCUUGCAUCAAAACUGCGUGAGUUUCGGGUUAGAGCUGUAAUGUAAGCAGAAUUCAGUGCUCUUUGCAAUUCUGAGAUAAAAACUGCAAACCUGAUACCUUGGUAUCUGACUCAGUUGUGUGGCUUUCUUUGGUUUCCUUGCAUAACUCUGAAGAUAAAAUUGAAAACUGCAGCUCUGGGGAAGAGGGGAUACAUAACCAAAAAACCAUACUUAGAUACAGUUGGGUGAUCUUAAAAUCUUGAAAGACUUUUGUAGCAUGUGGUAGUCUUCUGUAGCAACAAACUGACCUGACUAGGUCAGCAUGGGUAGGCUUUUCAUUAUACCAUCUUGGUUUAGUAAUUUCUCUAGAAUAAGUGAACUGAGAUCCAAAUUACAGUUUACUGUAUUGUGCAUUUAAAAAAAAAAAAAAGUGGGGGGGGGCUCCUUGGGAACUCUGUUUAAUCAUGGGUUCAAGUGGGAAUCUUACAGUGUGAAUAGUUCUUUAGUUUUGUGGCUUAUCCAAACCUGUCUAUACUUUUAAACCCUGAGGUGUUGGGUGGGGAGGACAUUGGUAUGACAUGUUUAGUUGCCAACAGUUGAACAAAAUCUGGGAAACAUGGCUUCCCAGUAAUUGCCAACAGUUGAACAAAAUCUGGGAAUUGUGGUUUCCCAGUUAAAAAGCUCGUCGUGAUGUAGAGUGAAUAUGAUCUUCAGAAUAGUCUUGUGAACUUGGCUCUGAUUAGCUUCAGGAAUGUGAUGUUUCUAAACUCAAAUUGCCAGAAAAUGCAAGUCUUCCAAAGCACUUUAUUGUUUAGGAAGGAUGGACUUUAAGCUUGUAUCCACUGUUGUAUUUAGAACUUGAUUGAACUUUUAACUUUAAGUUCCUGAACUGGUUCUUGGCUAAUGCAUAAGAAACAGGUUUCAGGUGUAAAUGAUUUCUGCUUUGUAACUGCAAAGUUGUGUCAACUUAGCAUGAAUGCUGGUAUAGACUUUGCUUGACUUGAACAUUUUUCAGUUGUAUUUCCCAGGGAAUAGCUUGCUCAUUAGCAAACAGUUUCCAAACUGGAGACAUUUGUAUUUUUCUUUCUAAUCCAUUCAAGCAAGUAGUUUCUGUACUUUUGAUGUCUCUUAAUGAAUAGUUUAGCUCACUGUAGUAAUAACAUGAUGUAGCUUGUAUUUCUGUUGCUCAGCAAGUGACAUCAGUGUCACGAAAUCUGGCUUCUAACACUGGGGUGUUCUGUGCAUAAAAAUGUUAAAUCAGUGGCCAUAUUUGCUACUGUGUUACAAGUGCUUGAGUUUUAAGUUUAGGAUUUAUUUUUUAAGUCAGUAUGCUCUAAGGGCACAUUCUUGACAUAACAUUUUGGACUUUAGGAAUAUCAUGAAGGGUUUUAUCAUUUUGCUUUGUUCAUCCUUGAAGCUUGAUUGGGUUUUUACUCUUAACAGAACAAACAACCUGUGACGUAAGUGGGUUUCCAUUUGCUUUAGGUAUCAAAUGUGAAUCUUAGUGCAGUAGGUUCCCCCCUUCCCAAAAACAAAACAAAACAAAACAAAAACCAACAGACCAAAAACCGUUAUAGACACCUUAAAGUCAAAAGUUGGGAAUAAGUGGGUUUCAGUAAUGGAAAAAUACCAAGGUGUUUGCAUUGUAUUUCAUGAUUUUACAUUACCAUUCAAAACUGAACUGGUGCUUUUAAAAUUUAAACAAUCUGAAGCUCAGAAGUGUGAUGCCAGAAUGUAUUUGAGUACUUGUUAGGCCCUUGGAAACAAGAUAAUGGUGCUGUUUGAAAGAUGAAAUACAACGGGUGCUUUUACUGAGAAUACUGUAAAGCUACAUAACAAAGUAUGGAUGAUGGUUGCAGUUUUCCCAAUACUUAAACAGAUGCGUGUGACUUCGUUUUUUUUUGGACUCUAGCUUUAAUUGGGGGUGGGGGUGGGGUUGCAUGUCUCCUAUUGUUAAUCAUUGUUAGCUGCAGUGACAUGAUUUGCAAGACCUGCGUUAUAUUGCAUUUCCCUACAACGUUAUGUGACGUUUUUUGGAGAACCAUGCUGUUUGUUCUGGACCUUAUUUGGUUUUGCCUUUAGCUGAUAAGUCAGUGCUGUCAGCUAGUGCAGUUGUCAAAUGGCUGCUUACUAGGGAAAGAAUUUGGAGGAUUCACUACUCCUAUUCAUCUGUCAUUGCUGCUAGAUAAUGAUUGGCAACUAAAAGACUUAACUGUGGAAACUCCACAGUCAUCUGUAAAAACCCACCAUGUAUAAAAUGUUGCUUUAAAACACCAGUGCUGACAAAGUUGGGUUUUCCUUGGGUGAAAAGGGCUGGACCAGAAUAGGAUAAUCUGGAGAGGGGGUUGGAUGCAAAAAGAUAUAGUAUCCCUUAUGGAUGGUACAUGUGCAACAGGGAAUUAGGGAAGAAGAAAAGCUUGGAAUUGGAAAUUGAAUUAAGGCUGAUCUUGUUCUUGUGCACUGUGGGCCUGCAUUGUGAAGGUGAUAUCCUCUCUCUCUGAGGAAGGCCAUGUAUUACUCGGGUUCCCUUGGUGUGGCAUUGUUAGUCUGCCCUAAUUUAAAAGCCUAGUGAGGACUUGGGAGGGGGAAAAGGGAGCUCUACAGAAUGAAGGGACCGCAGCUGCAGUAUCAGACUUGAAAUGGGGAGGGCAUUCUUGAAUGGGUUCUGCUGAGAUUGGUCAGUCUGCCUGAUUGA